GAGCCGCGGUAAGAGCCGCAGAAGACGCUGAUAAAAAUGAAGAAGUCUACGCUGAACUUAUUCAAUUGUUGGACGAUACAAGUUUGUCUCUGGUCAUGAGAGAUGCAGCGGACGAUGGGAGAAAGGCGUUGAAGAUUCUGAGGGAUCACUACGCAGGUACAGGAAAACCACGUGUGAUCAGCUUGUAUACAGAGCUUACGUCUCUCCAGAAAUAUGCUAAUGAAAGCAUCACAGACUAUAUUAUACGAGCAGAGACUACUAUCACAGCACUGAGGAAUGCAGAAGAGAUUUUGAGUGACGGUUUAUUGAUAGCUAUGAUUCUGAAGGGGCUGCCAGCGUCAUUUAAGCCGUUUUCUAUCCACACUACACAAAGUGAUGAGAAGAUCACCUUCGCCGAGUUCAAGACCAAGCUGAGGAGCUACGAGAGCACUGAGAAGUUCAGUGGGAGCUCAGUUGAUGACAGCGUGAUGAAAGUAAGAGGCAAAUACUUUGAUGUGAAGCUGCUGACCUGUUAUACUUGCGGCCAGAAGGGUCACAGGGCCCGCGAGUGCAAGGCUGCUGGUCACGGGGAACAACAGAGACAGUGGUGCCGUUUUUGCAGGAGUUCCACGCACAGAGAUGCAAACUGCAGGCGGAGAGGACGACGAGACAACGUAAAACAGGCCAUGGACGAAGAGGACCACGACCACCACCACACAUUCGCCUUCAAGGCCCGCAAACGACAGGUGGACAGCGACCCGAGUGAUGGACUGAAGCAAAGAGGGCUUAUGGUCGACACCGGUGCUACAUCGCACAUAGUGACUGACAUGAACAAAUUCAAAGACUUUGACGAGAGUUUCGAGCCACGAAAACAUGUCCUGGAGUUGGCUGAUGGAGUGAGGGCCUCUGGCAUAGCGCUGAAGAGAGGUGUAGCCAAAGUUUGGCUGAAAGACAAUACGGGUCGAGAGGUGGAGCCGAUGCUGACGGGGGCGCUGUACGUCCCAUCCUUUCCCCAAGACAUUUUCUCGGUCAAAGCAGCGACGACCAAUGGAGCCACGGUCGUAUUCAAAGAAGGACAGAACAAGCUCAUUCACGAGAACGAGACCAACUUAGCUGCAACUAUACCAUCUGUAAUUGGAUGAGGCAUUCCCAGUCCUUGAGAAACUUACGCAACGAGUGGCACAGGUGGCAGCAGCAGAGCAGCGGCAGCAGCAGCAGCAGUGCCAGAGAGGUGGCUGCCCCCCCUGCUCUCAGCAUCGUAUCAGAGGUGGCACUGGAUCCACACGACUGGUCUCUCGGGCAUCACAGAGCUGGAAAGAACAUCAAUAACAGUGGUUAUGAAAAAGCUGCUUUUGUGUACAGGCACACAACUGAGCUAUAGCUUCAAUCAAACCUGGGUUAAGGGUUCAAAUCCCCAGGCAGCCAACCCUCCUCCCCUCUAAUGAAGCUAUACGUUCAACCACAGUUCCUGAUUUCAGUGAACAAGCUGGGCAAAGCUUAAAACCCUAAUGACGUCCAUACUAAACAGUAUCCAUUACACAUUUUAUAGCAUCCUU
Gymnodraco acuticeps is the source of this 1535-nucleotide messenger RNA. RefSeq lists its product as uncharacterized. NCBI's taxonomy places the organism in Eukaryota, Metazoa, Chordata, Actinopteri, Perciformes, Bathydraconidae. Gene Ontology annotation, molecular function: zinc ion binding; nucleic acid binding. The record is from RefSeq and is a predicted model, not a curated record. Bases 96 to 1121 code for a protein of 341 amino acids. The transcript has 2 exons.